Molecule: messenger RNA, 1070 nt
Organism: Ilyonectria robusta
Lineage: Eukaryota; Fungi; Ascomycota; Sordariomycetes; Hypocreales; Nectriaceae
Exons: 2
Coding region: 21-1070 (349 amino acids)
Molecular function (GO): oxidoreductase activity, acting on the CH-OH group of donors, NAD or NADP as acceptor
Source: RefSeq, a predicted model, not a curated record
CACACACAAAACCUACUACCAUGGCCGACAACAAUACCGCUAUCCCCAAGGGCUCAUGGGUCCUGGUGACCGCUGCAAACGGCUACACGGGGAGCCACGUCGUCAUGGAGCUGCUGAAGCGAGGUUUCAAGGUGCGCGGAACUGUGCGCGAUCUAUCCUCUGGCCAGUGGCUCCUGGAUGAUGACUUCGUUGCACCGUACGCGAAACGCGGCGACGUUGAGCUCGUCGUGGCCGACACGAGCAUCCCCAACGCCUUCGACAAUGCCGUCAAGGGCGUUUCCGCGGUGAUCCACGUCGCGAUCAUCACCGACUUGGUGGCAGAUCCCAACGUCGGAAUCCCUGCGACCGUCGAGGCGGCUCUGACCGUGUGCCGAUCUGCAGCGCGCGAGCCCUCUGUAAAGCGGUUCGUCUUUACCUCCACCUUCUUCGCCGCAGCGAUCCCGACGCCAGACGUCACGGAGACCAUCACGAAUCUCGACACGUGGAACGAGGCGGCUUUGCAGGCUGCUUGGGCUCCGCCGCCAUACGAAGCUGACCGAAUCAUCCCCGUGUACUGCGCUUCCAAGGUCGAAGCAGAGAAGGCAGUGUGGAAGUUCGUCAAGGACGAGAAGCUACCCUGGGUUGUCAACUCGGUCAGCCCUUGCUCCAUCUUGGGAGACAUUCGGAUCGAUAAACACCUCCGGUCUAUCCCGCCUCAGCUGCUGGAACAGCUGUACCUUGGCAACACAGCGGCGUUGCAAGGAACCCCCGCGCUCUACUAUUCGCACGUCACCGACGUAGCUGUGAUGCAUGUUGCCGCCGCACUCGAUCCAAAUGUCAAAGGCCGACGCAUCCAGGUGCUUGCGAAGUCGUUCAAUUGGAAUGACUGUCUCAAGAUCUUGCGCAAGGCCUAUCCGAACCGCAAGUUUGUUGACAACUUUCUGACGGGCGAUCCCACCUUGGUAUACAAGAUCGAGAACGACAUUGCUCCUAGCUUGAUGCAGAAGUGGGCUGGCCGUGACUGGAUCAGCUUGGAAACCACGAUUGAAGAGACGAUGGAUUUCAUCGUGAAGCAUAAGAAGUUGCAGUGA